UUGCAAGGAGGCAGCCGGGGGGCGGGGGGACUGGUCCCUCUCAGAAAUGGGUUUUCCCAGGUCCUGAUCGGCUCACAAGUGCCUAAGCAGCCGGCGGGCGGCGACCCCUCCCCAAGAUCCCCUUUGGCCAGCUGCCUGCACGUGGGAAGGGACCGUCCGCGGAGAAUCCAGCCUUUUCUGACUUGGGGAAGAUCCGCCAGCAGCCAUGUCACCUGAAGAAAUAACCUACUUGACUGUGCUUCUCAUCUCCAUCCCUAUUGGUUUUCUCUUCAAAAAAGGGGGACUGAGGACCAAGAAGUUUGGAGGGGCAGCUGCAGGGCUUUUGCUUGUGCUGGCUACCUGCCACAUCCACGCCCUCCACUCACUAGUCACCAUUCUUGGGACGUGGCUUAUCAUCAGUCUCUCUCCCAGGUCUUGCCACUACCUGACGCUCGGCUGGACAUUUUCUUACCUGCUCUUUUUUCGUACUGUUGCAUUCUUCCGUUUCCCAGACCCAACGCCAUACACCAAUGCCAUACAACUCUUGCUCACUCUCAAGAUGGUGAGUUUGGCCAAUGAAGUGCAAGAAUUCACCCAAGCAAAGAAGCAGGAAGUAGCAUCGUUUACCAAGUCUUCUGUGAUUGGCAUGAUCCCCAAAAUGCCAGGACUGGUGGAGAUACUGUGCUACAGCUAUUGCUAUGUGGGACUCAUGACAGGACCGUUUUAUCGCUACGGCACUCACUAUGACUGGCUGAACCAGCCCGACUCCUCAGCUAUCCCCAGCUGGCAACCUCUGCUUUCCAGAUCUAAAAUGAUUCCCAUCUUCGGGGUGGCUUUCCUGGUGGUCUCUCACUUCUUUCCCCUUGACUACGUCCGAAGCGACGCCUUCUACGAACGAGGACUUCCUUUCCGCCUCUUCUACAUGAUGCCCAUCUUUUUCGUCUUCCGCAUGCGUUUCUACGUGGCCUGGCUGUGUGCCGAAUGCGCUUGUAUCGCGGCUGCCUUUGGGGCUUAUCCGGUUGCUGCCAAGUCCCGGUCAGGCGGGGGCCCCACCGUGGAAUAUGAGCCUCUCAGCAGACCAGCUGACGGGGAGGUGUCGAGCAUCACCUAUGACUAUGAGACGAUUAAGAACAUCGACCCACAUGGCACGGACUUCUGCGUCAAAGUAAAGGAUGGCAUGCGCUAUUGGAACAUGACUGUACAGUGGUGGCUGGCUCAGUACAUCUAUAAAAGUGCGCCAGUCCGUUCCUAUGUUAUGAGGAGCGCCUGGACGAUGCUGAUCUCUGCCUACUGGCACGGGAUUCACCCUGGCUAUUACCUCAGCUUCCUGACCAUCCCGCUCUGCCUGGCGGCUGAAGGUGCGAUGGAGAGCGGCCUCUUGAAGCGCCUCUCCCCCGCGGGGCGUCUCUUCGGGGACUGGGUGCAGUGGUUCUUGAAGAUGCGGGCCUACGACUACAUGUGCAUGGGCUUCGUGCUGCUGACCUUUGAGGACACCGUCCGCUACUGGAGCGCCAUCUUUUACUGCAUCCACGUGGGGGCCGUGGCCUUCUUCCUCCUAGGGAAGCUGUUGGAAGGCCAGAGGGACCGGGGCGGCUCUCCAAAAGGCAAAGAUGGAGCUGUGCAGAACCCCCUGCGGCAGGAGUGAUGGGGCUGAGGCAAGGGGUGGCCGCUAGAGGUCGGCAAAGCCCACAAGUUGGAGCGCUCCCUGGGGUCCUGGAGAUCGGGGAAGUGACACAAGACUCUCUCUUUUGUUGUUCGUUCGCCCCACUAUUGGAAACCAGCGUUGGAGGUCCAUGAAUGGGAACCAGCCCUCCGGGCUCCCCCAAUACCUGCUCUCCACCUGCUCCCCUGCUAGAAUCCUGACCCCCUUCCCCAAUUGUCACCUGCAGUAACUCUCUAGGCAUCGGUCUUUCCCCAGGGAAAUCCUCCCUUCCAGUCUUUUUUCCAUCCCAGCUCCUAUUUUGCACCCAGGGAUCACUCCUAACAGCUGCCGGCUACAAAAUGUUGUUUUAUUUCUUUCCCCCUCCAACCUCAAGCCAUUUUACACAGGAGCAAGACAGAACCGUGCAGGAAUGAGCUGGCCUCUAAUUCUUGCCGGCUUCUUCCAAGCUCCUGGCUGGCAUUUUUUUUU
Messenger RNA from Gekko japonicus, 2110 nucleotides. RefSeq names its product membrane bound O-acyltransferase domain containing 7 (gene MBOAT7). The record is from RefSeq and is a predicted model, not a curated record. The transcript has 8 exons. Gene Ontology annotation, molecular function: lysophospholipid acyltransferase activity. Gene Ontology annotation, cellular component: membrane; mitochondria-associated endoplasmic reticulum membrane contact site. Gene Ontology annotation, biological process: lipid modification; phosphatidylinositol biosynthetic process. Bases 206 to 1624 code for a protein of 472 amino acids. Lineage: Eukaryota; Metazoa; Chordata; Lepidosauria; Squamata; Gekkonidae.